Molecule: messenger RNA, 5947 nt
Organism: Sitodiplosis mosellana (orange wheat blossom midge)
Lineage: Eukaryota; Metazoa; Arthropoda; Insecta; Diptera; Cecidomyiidae
Gene: Zip71B
Product: zinc transporter ZIP10
Exons: 8
Coding region: 3118-5076 (652 amino acids)
Biological process (GO): zinc ion import across plasma membrane; intracellular zinc ion homeostasis
Cellular component (GO): membrane
Molecular function (GO): zinc ion transmembrane transporter activity
Source: RefSeq, a predicted model, not a curated record
AGACUCUCUGCAGCUGAGAUAAGUACGCGCGCGCGAUUGGCUUUAUGUCUGUACCUUGAUGGGUCAGACAGUUAACACACCAGAUUCGUUUUAUUGAAGAGAGUUUCUUUUUCAUUUAAUUUGCUCUUUCAUUAAUAAUUGUUGCUGUUACUGCUGCUGCCGCUGCUGUGCAGUUGUUUGUGUUUUUCAUUUCGCGCUUCGCAGAGUUACGGUUACCGAAAAAAAAACACACAAAGAGAAUAAUUUAAUAAAGACGACAAGAAAUGAGUGUAACCAAUCCGUUGCUGUUGCGCCUAUCGUGUUGAUAAUAUAUUAGUUCUUCGUUUUUAUUUUAUUUUUUGAAUGGUAAAUGAUUUAAUAGGCAUUUGAUACAGCCAAUUCCGUUUGAGAAGAUGUAAAAGUUAAAUUGUGUGUCAGUUGUAGUCGCAAAACCAAAACGGCAAAAAAAAAAGAGAAAGACAAUUGAGUAUGUAGAAACACCUUGAACGAAGAACUACACGCUGCUGCAAAUGGACAGAAGGAAAUAGCGGAGUAACAACGACAGAAAAAAAACCUUGUGCGAAUUUAGUCGAUGAUUGGUUUUCAUUUGAAAUUAAAUGAUCUAAAUACAUUUUGAAGAAACACCAGAAAUAAGUAAUGAUCAUAUCAUUUGUGGAACAAAGUUGCAUUGUUUGUGGUUGUGUGAUGUGCCCGCGCGUGUUGUUUCAUAUGGCCAUUAUAAUUGAUUGAACGCCAUCAUGGUGAUCUGGUUCGGGUGCGAGAAUGUAAAUGUUUAUUGUUUGAUGUUCAAGUUUAACAAUCAACGUGCGGCUCCCACCGAUCAAUAGAGCACCAACAAUAGAUUUUGGAUUUUAUUUCAAGUUUUGCAUUGAUUUGGUUUCAGAAGACAAGCAAAACAAAAGGGAAGAAAACUGGCCGUUCAAGCAAAUCUUUCUCAAUAAACAGACACAGUUUGGGUAUUGUCAAUGAUAUCUUUACUGAAAACGGUGGUGAAAAUUGAAGUUGAAUUAGGUAACACGCACUUUUGAUGUUGUCGUCGCCAAUGCCCAAAAAUUGGGCCGACGCAAAACAUGACCAAUUCAAUUGAAUAAUGAUCGUUGGCACUCAAGCGAAAAUACAACAAAGUAUGAAAGCAAAAACAAAACGCACACACAACCAGCCGUGCUUUAUUCAAAAUGAAACAAAAAAUUAUGAGGUGUAUUACUGGAUUCAACCGACGAUUUUUUUUAUUAUUCUUCUUUUUUUCCAUCUCAUUGUUUUCGAGAGGAAACAGGUCACAAAAGCUGCUUAUUUAUACAUACAUUCACACAGAGCCAGAACUUAAUUAAAUCUUUACGAUUAUUGCAAAACAAAUUAAAUGUUCACCUUUUUCGUUGCAUUCAGUGUGUGUUUUUCUCACUUUGAAUUUUAGUUCGUUGUAAUUUUCUUGUUUCGCUUUUGUUUUACUCUAACUCUCUCUUUCAAUCAUAACGAUAAUUCGAUUGAUCAUAUUCAUUCAAAGACUGCUUGGAUUCAAUUCAAAUGAACUGAUACACAUUUGCCGGUCAUACGUGUUAUUCCGGAAAACAUCUACCCAAAAUAUCUAUUGUUACGAAUAACAUCUAUUUUUAUCUAUCUGUAUAUGCUACUUCGGUAACUCGACUCGAUCAUAUUCUAUUGUUUAUCAGAGACGAACUGUAAUCUAGCGACAAUAGUAAACGAAACACUUAUCACUUAAAUCGUUGCGUUCGCUUGAAUUUGAGCAGAGAUUGUUCGUCAGUUUAUUCAAUUUGGUUGGUUCAUUUGAGCAGCUACAACAACAACAUCGACAAAAUAUUUCACCUUACUCGGCAUCUUAUCAUCAUAUUGUGUGUGCAUUUCCCCCCUACAUACGAUGCCACGGCUAUUUCGGUUAACGUUCAGUUAAUGUUUCAUUCAAACACAAUACGAGAAGUCAAUUGUAAUUGUGUGAUAAAGUGCGGCCAACCACUUGAAAUGUAUACUCAAUGUAGUCCUAAUGGAUUGAUUUGGCCAAAACGAAACCAAAAAGAUAAAGAGAGAAUAAAAGAGAGACCAAAGAGGGACAAAAGAGAUAAUCUAGUGACUUAAUUUCCAAGAAUCAUACUAUUUAUUUCGAUUUGAUCGACCUAUACCGUGGAUACAGAUACUAGAUUCUCAAUUUUUGCAUUUCCAUGGAAAAAAAAAUGUUGUACCAUCACAACGUUAAAUGAUCACCGACUCGAACCGAACAAAACAAUACAGACACAAUCGUACGAAGAAUUCUCACAGUUGAUUAUUCCAUAUCUUUGGAUGGUACCUGUUCCUAGAUUAUGGGUUUUUUUUCUCUGUAUUAAGAAUCUGUUUUUUGCAUUUGAGCGAGUGGUUUCAUAUAAAAAUCGAUAAACCGCUUUAAAAUAAUGACAGUUUUCAAUUGAACAUUCAUUAUCACACAGUAGGGCUUUCGGAAGCGGCAAUUUGAAUUGUAGCCGGUUUUGUUUUUGAAUUUAACAAACAUGUCGAACAAAGUAUAAUCGAUACGAAAAGUGACAUUUACGAGUUAUUGAGGAAUAUUUGAAAAACAAUUUUAAUGCGUUUUUCUUUUAUCGAACCAUAUCGCAUUUCCGCGAAUAAAAAACACAAAGAGUUUGAGAGAGAGAGAGAUUGUGCCAAACCAGCGAUCAGCAUACGCAUAUGGACAGUGUGUGUGGAUAAUAAGAAUCAAAACAAAAGGAGAGAAAAAAAGGUGCAGCUGGUCAACACACGCAAAUUGAAUACAAAAUAAGUGAAUAACUAAGCACAAAACACAGUGAGACAAAGUGAUACAUAGAGAGAGAAAGAGAGAGAGAGAGAGAGAGAGAGAGAAGAAGGAAAACAACAAAUUAUAUAGAAUAACAAUUCCACCGGCUUAACUGACUUGCACAUCGAUAACAGAUAGGAACAAACACUUCAUAAUUACGGGCUGCUCUAACGCCAUAAAUAACAGAAAACAGUAACUGACAAAUUCUAUGCAUGCCAUAUCAUUCGAACAGAAUCGCAUAGUCGUUUUUCUCUGGUGCUUCUUGUUUUUCUCUCUCGAUUUUGUUCGUUAUUUUAUUUAAAUAACACUUUUGUUAAUAAUUCUAAGAACGUGCUUGAAAAAUGACGUCGCCACUGUUUAAACAUAUUUUUGCUGCCUUUUUUAUCGUUCACUUAUCCAAUCACAUCGCGUUCGCUGAACAUACAACAGCAACAGAAAACACAUCAUCACCGUCAACACCACCGAAACGAGUAUCGAAUCGCUUCUUAACCCAUCUAUUUCGGAAAUACGGCAGCCACGGCAAGAUAUCAUUUGAGGGUUUCGAACAUUUGAUGCACAAUUUGGGAAUUGGUGGCAUCGAUUUUCCAGAAAAGCACACAUUGAAUGAACAUCGACCAAAUGGAUAUAAAUUGCCUGAAGUUACUUUUGACGAAGACACAUCGACAUUCCAAAAUGAGCCACCAUCGAUCACUUUAGAAACCACAACACCUGCAACAGCAUAUGCAGCGGAAAAUGAUUAUCUCAUUAAAUUAAUUAAUACAUUCGAUAAUGAAAAGCAAGAAGAUAUCUUUCGUACGAUGCACGAUCCAAACCAUCGACAUCCACGACAUCGAGAUCAUUCCAGUCAACAGAGAAAAACAUGUCUUUCGCCGAUUUCUUUGGUGCAAAUGUACAGUCCAGACGCGAUGAAUGGAACGAUAAAAAAUAACCCGGUAUAUCGGUCAUCAUCCGUGUUGGCCGACAACAAUGAUGAACAUCAGCACCAACAUCAGCAUGAGCAUCAGCACCAGCAUUCGGACGAAGAUGGCGAUUAUAGUAUAUCAAAUAUUCAAAUUACACCGGCCGCAUUCAUGAAUAUGUGCCCCGCAUUAUUGGUGCAAAUCGAGCAAGGUUCAUGCGCCGAACAACAGCAACAACAACACUUUGAUGAUGAACCUCUGCCAUCAUCAUCGGCAUCAUUGCCGUCAGUGCAACCAAAAGAACCAAGAGAAAGCAAGGUUAUUUCCAGCUUUGCAUGGAUUGCGGCAGUUGUGUCAAUCACGAUAAUAUCAUUAUGUGGAUUAAUUGGAAUUGCCAUGGUACCACUUACGAAAUUUAGUGCAUAUCAUGAGAUUUUACGUUUUAUGAUCGCCAUUGCCAUCGGAACGCUGGUCGGAGACGCUUUGAUGCAUUUGAUUCCACAUGCGUUAGCGCCACAUGACCAUGCAUCAACGGAGGAGAGUCAUAUGCACGGCGAUACUCGUCAUGCUGAGGAUGCACAUGAUCAUAGCAGCGAGACGGAGGCGGUUUGGUUGUGCGGUUGUGCCUUUUUGACGGCAUUAGUAAUGUAUUUCAUCGAAGCCCUACUGCCAUUGUUAUCUGGAAAUGCUGGCCAUGGCCAUAGUCACGGUGGUCACGGUCAUGGGCCAAAAAUAUCCAACAAAGUGCAAGCCGAAGUGAUUCACAGUCCAGAAGACUGUCAACAUCAGCAAAAUGAAAAUCAGGCAAGUAACUGUGGUAGCUGUGAGGAUCUCGACAACGAUUUGGAAAACUCAAAGAAAAAUAUCGAAGAAAAUGUGAUGGUUAAGGACACAAAGGUGCGACCGUUGGGCGCUCUAACACCGGUCGCAUUCAUGGUGAUCAUUGGUGAUGGGCUGCAUAAUCUGACGGACGGAAUGGCCAUCGGAGCUGCGUUCGGUGUGGAUCCAGUGACAGGGAUGGCUACCGCAUUAGCGGUUUUGUGUCAUGAAUUGCCCCACGAACUUGGCGAUUUUGCGCUUCUUCUCCAAACAGGUGUCAGUCUACGACGAGCAUUCGUAUUUAAUGUCAUAUCAUCAAUGCUCAGUUUUAUCGGUAUGAUUUUCGGUUUGUUGAUUGUGAAUGCAAACAGUGCAUUUGUGCGGUGGAUUUACGCAGGAACUGCUGGCACAUUUUUGUACAUUGCAUUUGCUGACUUAGUGCCAGAGCUCGGCCGAGCCGAACAAUCCGUUAAGAUGACACUCAUCCAAGCACUUGGCAUUCUGAUUGGCGGCAUUAUUAUGCUCUUAAUCGGCCUCUACGAAGACAGCCUUAAGAUAAUAUUCGCUACUAUAGAGAGCUGAUCAAAUAGUCAUAUAAGUGUUAUACAUAAUUUUUAAAUCGAAUUAGAUAGUUUAAACUAUUCUAAAAACAAGAUGAUAGAUCAACAAAUGUAUAUUUUUACAGAUCAUAGGAAACGCGAAUUUUCUAGCCAUUUUCAACGAAAACAUUUUUCAAUUCAUUUUAACAGUGUUUAUACGUUUUAGUAGCGUACGUUUUCAUUCGUGCGCGCACCAAGCGAAAGAGAAAAAAAAUACAAUGAAAUCAAACGCAAUUUCGUAUUUAGUUGAACUUAAGUUUUAAUGAAAUUUAUUCAAUAUAGAUUUUAUUUAAAUACAUUUACACUAUUUAUUAUUGGUUUUUGACUCCAUUUUCCAUUGCGUAAGUGGAUGUCUGUAUGUGAUUUUUUUUUUGUAUUUCAACAUUUUCGUUUUUGUCUGUUUUGAAAAUUGUAUCGUUUGGAUUUCAUACUUCGGUCACAGUGAGUGUGAUGAGAAUAAUUUCUUGUAAUUGUACGGAUUUGCUUCAUUAUUUUAAUCAUUAUUGUUAGAAGAACAAAAUAAUUGAAGUACAUCCAAGCUGACGACACUUCAGUACAAACAUCAUUUGAGCGCUCGCAGCGCCACGAACUCUCGUAUCAUUUUGUAUUGACUUUUCGAUAGUUCAUGAGUUCGCCGUAGACUUCGUCAAAACGUGUCGUCCCUUUGAGUACAUCUGCUCAAUGUGAAAACAUCGAAAUAUAUGUAUAUUCUUCUGAGAGUGAGCAGAACCGACACUCAAUCACAUACUUUUAAUAUUUUUUUUUAUUUUAGUGUAGAAAAAAAAAAUUGAUAACGUAAAAUGAAAUCAAAUUAUUUUUGGACCUAAUAAAAAGAAACCUAAUGCCUAUCUCAA